UGGAACGCCUGGGCGAUUUUAUUCUUACUUUCUCCCAUUCCCGAAAGAAAGUUCUGUUUUGAGAGUUUUAUUGUCGUUAUUUUCGACAUGGCAGGCACAAGCGGGAAAAAUGAUAACUUCAGAAGGACAUGGGACAGAGAAGAGUAUGAAAGGAAAGCUAAAGAACGAGCGCUGGAUGAUUCUGACGACGAGGAUGAUUCGAGUUCUAAACGGCGUCCAUCUGCCCCGGUGAAAAGAGAACUUCUAAAACGUAGAGGUUAUGAUGUAGAUCUUGAAGCCAACCUCGGAAAAUCGGUGGUGAUAACCAAAACAACGCCGCUUUCACACACUGGAGGAUAUUACUGCAAUGUCUGUGACUGUGUUGUCAAAGAUUCUGUGAAUUUUCUCGACCAUAUUAAUGGCAAAAAACAUCAGCGAAAUCUGGGUAUGUCUAUGAGAGUGGAACGGUCUUCUCUUGAUCAAGUCAAAAAACGUUUUGAGAUGAAUAAGAGAAAGAGAGAAGAAGAAAAGCAGAAAAAGGAAAAGGAGUAUGAUCUGGAGGAGAGAAUGGCUAUUUUGCGGGAAGAGGUAAGAUAUAGAGAGCUAACUAAUGUUGGGUUUGUCAGGAUCGAAAAUCGUGGUUGAAGAACAGAAGUCCACUUAGAAACAUCACUGAAAAAUAGACUGUGUAGUCUUGCACUGGGCAUGUUUAAAACUCGAAAUGGCGAAAUGACAAAAUGACUUACCUAAUUGUAGUAAAGAGAAGAUGUUUUUAACUUGUGGAUACCCAAAGGGUAUCUGCCAGUUGUUCUGAUGGGCUGCAAUAUGCAAAUUUGUCAUUCACUCAGGUGUGUACAUGUAGCUGUCAAAGUCAAAACAGCAUAUUGUCAUUGUUGCUGAAGUGCACUUUAAGUGAGUAGUAACUCACCCCACCUUGUAAAAGAACACAGGGAACAAGGUUGUUAUGCUCACGUUUGCUGCAGAAGCAUGAACACUCGCUGUUGAUGCUAUCAUUUCUGUGGGUCAUAUAUACAUUACAAGUGUCUCAAUCGUAAGCACUGAAAUAGUCAGGGCUCAAAGUUAACAACCAACUGGUCGCAUAUGCAACUGGAUUUUUAGUUUACGUGCCUAAAAACUCAUGUGUAAUGACACCUGUGCACCAUAAAAUCCAAAGCAUAGUGCAACUGACUUGCUUCCGACCAUACUUACGUACUUGAACUAGAAAGACGCUGAACAGUAGGUUCAAGCAAUGAAAGUAAAAGUAAGAUAGAAAUAGCACAACCAGUUCAUGUUUUGCGCACAGGAUUUUGGGAUCGCCAGGGGGCAAACAUUGCGAGUCGCUACAAAGAAUUGUAUGGCGUGGAGUUGUUUCUCCGUUAAAAGCAGUGUCUUUGGACAUAGAAUGCCGCACUUUGCCGUGAUUUUAUGAGAAAUGGAGGUGACUAAUGUUAGUGCGUUGAAAUUUCAAGUUUCUGUGUGAUUAAUGCGAUAAAUUCUAUCGAUAAACACUCCUUGUGUGAGGUUGAGUGUGAAAUUUAUGUUUACUGAAUUUACACAGUGAUCCACAUGAAGAAGAGGUCUCGAAAUGUAUAGUGCAAAUUUAGGUAUAAAUGUAGGGGGAUGGCUCAUUUAAGCUUUUUAGUUUUAAUUACGUGUGGUGAUAUUUACAACAAGUGUAACUACGCGCGGCCGCAAUCAGCUCUGUGCGGGUUAUGACGCUCAACAAUCGUAGGACGUGUCCAUAAAAAGAAAAAAUCCUCUUACUUUGGUAUAAACAAAGUAAUAUCUGCGAAAUAUUUCAUGGAAAGUACAUGUUAUUUAACCAUUAGUAGAUGGCGCAGAAAUCGUACGAACGAGUGAGAUUUCCGAUACAAUAGCAGUGAGUGUAUAAAUAAAUACCAAGUUGAUGUGCGAAAUUCAGAGAUUCUAUAUCUUCCCUCAAAAUGUUCAGAAAAGAGAUCAUGACAAAACAUUUCGCUUGUGUCUUUUUGGCUAGAAGGAAUCAGUAUACCAAUGUUUUUGCUUUUAAAGUUAAUACUGUACAUAUAAAAUUCGACAAUACAUAAGCUUACCUUCGAUCGUUGUCACAAACUGGCACAACGUUGUGUUUGCCGCCGAGCCGAACGUAAUUACACUCAUUGUAAAUGUCAGCACAUGUACUUACAACUGGAAAGGCUUAAUAAAUGAGUCCACAUUCCCCGCUCAUUUAUACCUGGUAAGUUAGUACUAUAUAUUUCGAGACCAUUCAGUAACUUUCACAGUCGACCUUCGCAAGAAGGAGUGUUUAUUGAUAGAUUUCAUCGCAUUGAUCCCGCAAAAACUUACAAUCAACGCACCAACAUUAGUCACCUCCACUUCUCAUAAAAUCACGGCAAAAUUCAGCAUUCUCUGUCCAAAAACACUGGUUUUAAAUGGAGAAACAGCUCCACGCCAUACAUUUCUUUGUAGCGACUUGCAAUGCUUGCCCCCUGGCGAUCCCAUAACCCUGUGCGCAUAACUAAGUCUCCGAUUACUGGAAAAUCAUUCAUUAUGCUACUAACGAAAGACUUGCUUUUUGCGCAAUGGGCAAUCAUGUCGAAAGUUCAGUUUUAAGGGCAAUCAAAUAAAAACGGGGCGUUUAGUAUACAAGAUCAAAUGCUGCGACUGCUAGGCUACUUACUUUGGUGAAACUGGCAGAAACUUUAGCACACGACUGACCAAACACAAACGAGCGUCGAGGAAUGGUGAUGGCAACAAUCACAUUACUGAGCACCAUUUACAGACGAAACAUCAAAUUGACUGGGACUCUGCAACAUGUAUUACGUAUUCUACAGACUACCAUCAACGACUUACUUUAGAAAGUUGGUUUACUAACUUAGAACAAACGCUACUGAAUCGUAGCCAACAGUUACCAGCGCCAUACAAAGGACUUAUUGACGAGAUCAAGCAAAACUAACUAUGAGAGAACGACUGCAGAACUAUUAAUUUGACUAACAAUAGACGACUGUUUAACUGUGACAAUAGACAAAUUGAAACGCACCAAUUACUGAUUAUGAGUCUUCAUAGCCAAUAACAUCAUGGCUUAACUGACAGACGACCAAUAACAUCGCAAUGUAAUUGACCAAUCAGUUCAAUGACCAGAGUAUAAUACUAUCAACUGACGUGAUACAACUCACUUUGACUCUGAAGGUGACUACCGCAUAGGUUGUUGAAACGUCAGUCACCGUUAACAACAACAGUCCUAUUCAGCACUACGUUCACCCGGACGAUCAAACUCAACCUACUUGUGAAAUGACUCCUGGGUUCAAAUCUUUCACAAUUAUAAGCUGUGCUCCUAAAAUUUUCAGCUGUGCGCCUAAAAUUUCGGCAGUGGGCCUAAAAAUUUACAUCUGGUAGCACAAGUGCUCCUAAACUCAAAUUUAAACUUUGAGCCCUGAAUAGUUUGAAUAAUAAAGAUAGAAUGGUGCCAGUAAAUUGCAUUAUUAACAUGGUUUAUUGUUUAUACUCCAUACUUCACAGUCUGUUUAAAAGGGGUUCUGGUAAAGAACAAAUCACAGUCUGGACUAAUGUCAUCUUCAAAGAUGUUUUAUGCUGAAAAGCUAGUAUCAUUUUCAGAAAACGGUAACAAUUAUUACAGUCAAGACAGGUCAAGCGUACCCUCCAAGAUUCUAUUAAUGACUUGAUUAUUUAAGAAAAGAAAUGAAUUUGUUAGUUGUUCCUGUAAUUGGUGUCAAAUUCAAUUCGGCAUUUCUGCAUGUGUAAUGAGCAGUGAAUAUGUUACAAGAACUUCUCUGUAUUUGGACAGAUUGAAAAUCUUUGAAUGGGUGAAAUUUCUUAGAAGACAUUUACAUCAAAUUCAGGAAAACUGAGCUGUUAGAAAUUUCCUAACUGCCUCGUGUGUGAAUUCACGCUCAUUAGGCAUGCAAGAAUACAGAGAUGAAUCUGAAAUCUACAAGGACCAAUGGAUUCAACUUUCGAAUAAUAAAUUCAUUACCCUCGGUAGUGAAAUCUUGGGGGGUACACUUGACCUGGCUUGACUGUAAUGUAUAAAAGAAACAAUCAACAUAGAACUUCCCUUGAAUUCCUAGUUGAGGCAGGCAGGUUGGAUUGAGUAACAAAAAAACUUAAGUAUUUUAUCAGGUGCCGAUCUACAAUACUCGUCAAAAAUCUUUGAAACAGAAACUGUUUCUCUUGAAUUGUCUCGAAAAUUUCUUACAUUCAUUAUUUACACCUUUGUUCUCAGCUCACUUGUGCCCCUCUCCUUCCCCUUUGUUGAGCCAUGCAUAUAUUGGAGCACUGAGACGAUUGUAGCACCCAAAUCAACAUUGGGAAAGGGGAAAUGCACGCAAGUGAACAUUCGAGAUUUCUUACAAGUAUUGUAGAAUAAAUACUGACCAAUCCCCUAAAUGAGUGCCGAAAGCACAUGCUACUAGGGGUUGUCCGGGGGUGUGCUCCCGGGGAAAUUGUUUGGAUGUUAAUCCCCCAAAGUCCCCUUUCCUGGGUUUCUGAGUCAUUCAUAAAGGAUAUUUACUGACUGUCCAAACUACUGUCCAGAUUUCAAGUUGGGAAGUUUUUUGUUUCUUUUAAAAUAUAUUAAUCAUAAAAAAUCUGACCGAUUUCUGCAAAACGUUGGAAGGGGGUGUGGAUCUGUGCCUGUUAUUAUGGUGCUAAGUUACAGGGAAUUGGAUGUUUACCAUACAAUGAAAGGAUAGGUUUUGAAUCACAGUAAAUACACAACAUCAAUGAAAUAGAAAUUUCUGUAUCAUUACAUUAUGAUUCUUUAUACAUGUAUGUGUUUCAUUGGCCUUCCUCUGGCCAGUUAGAAGCUAGAUAUCCUUUAAUGCAUAUUCCAUAUUAGCUACUUAGCAAACCUGCUUGGUUUAAGUGUCAUUUUAUGCUUGGUUCAAUCAAUCAUUAUCUUCUUUGUUAAUGAUAUAUGAAAUAAAUCAUAUAUGAACUGUGGAAAUAAAAUGAAAGUCAAGAAAUGAUCGGCGCAGUGAAUGCAAUUUAUGCAAUUGUGUAAAGAAGCCUGAAAAAAAUUCAGGACUUUUUUUUUUCAGGCUUCUUUAUGCAGUUGCAUAAAUUGCGUUCACUGUGACAAUUAUUUCUUCAUUUUCAUUAUCUUCUUUGUUUCAAACUCAUUAUCAGACACUGCUAUACCCUAAAGCAAAGGAAAUAAAAUGUGAACCACAACAUAUGUACAUCUGUCAUCUGAUCUAGACUAUCAAGGUGCCAGCUGUUCAAAUAUUCUCACAGCUGUUAGAAGAAAAUAUUUAAGAUGGAAUCCAUCAGGAAAUUGAGUAAUUUUAAUUUUCAGUGGACAGAAACCUUGUACCACAAUAAUUCAAAGCAUAUUGUAUUCAUUUUUACAUUUUUCAAGGGCUAAAGAUGGAAUUAGUCAUCUGUAAUAACACCAAAAAAAUUUCUUAUGGGAGCCCAAGAAAAUGAAUGUCAAAUUUCACAAAAUGGCACCUUACACAUGAAAUUUUCAGAAUUUUACCUGUGUUUUCACAAUUCUUGUGAAAAUUGAUUGGUUAAGCUACUACUAGGCUAUAUUUUAUAGCCCACUGGUAGCAAAAGCGCCAGCUUUUUGGCGGCAAAAAAGGAAUGAAGUCUAGCUUUAACCAGCUAAAGUUGUUUUGUCUCAAUAUUUUUGACCAACUAGUUGGAUUUUACUGAAACAAUAUUAUUCUUCUUGCCCUCAUGGCCUCUGAGUCAAUACACUGUAGCCUAUUCGGCUUUCAGCCUCAUGGGCUAUUGACUCAGAGCCCAUUCGGACUCGAGGAAUAAUAAUGUUAAAGAAUACUCCACACAUCAUCAGGUGAAAAGUUAUGAGAAGUGAUAAAAUGAUCAACAAGGAGAAGAUGCUUUGAUCUUUUAUCAAAUUCUCUCAACUUAUAUUGUUAAAGAAAUGUAUGGAGACUGUUCAGGAGAAUUUUCCUGUGAAUAUUAUCACAGACACUUUUCAACGUGUACUUCUCUGCAAUUACAAUAUAAACACCAAUGAAAUACCAAACCAUUUCACUUUAAUAGUUUUUUGGUGUGAAAGGCGUGAUUUAUUUUGUAGCCAUAGCAAAGGUUAUAUUUUCACAUGUGAAGGUAUCAAGUUUUCGCGCGAAAGCUCACCUGGUAUUUCAUUGGUGUUUGUAUAAUAAGCAUUGAUAUUAUUUCUCCUCAUUGUUUUUAUCUAAAGGAAGAGCAAAGGAGGCAACAUAGGAAGAUUGCACGGAAAGAAAAGAAACAGAAGACUGCUGUGGAUGAUGGAGAUAUUGAUCCAGAUCUGGCUGCUACCAUGGGAUUUUCUGGUUUUGGCAGCACCAAAAAAUAG
This is a messenger RNA of Porites evermanni, 6286 nucleotides long. The record is from the annotation of a GenBank genome assembly. NCBI's taxonomy places the organism in Eukaryota, Metazoa, Cnidaria, Anthozoa, Scleractinia, Poritidae.